Lynx canadensis (Canada lynx) is the source of this 2382-nucleotide messenger RNA. RefSeq names its product chondroadherin like (gene CHADL). Bases 48 to 2324 code for a protein of 758 amino acids. Lineage: Eukaryota; Metazoa; Chordata; Mammalia; Carnivora; Felidae. Gene Ontology annotation, cellular component: plasma membrane. Gene Ontology annotation, molecular function: protein binding. The transcript is spliced from 6 exons. The record is from RefSeq and is a predicted model, not a curated record.
GGGGCUCCCGCGGCAUCCAGGCCGACUGGCAGUGUGAGCCGGACGGCAUGGAGGGGACCCAGAGCGUCUCCUUGGUGCUGCUGCUUCCCCUGCUGCUGCCACCGGGCCCAGCUUGGCAUGCGGCUGCCCAACGCUGCCCACAGACGUGCGUUUGCGACAAUUCCAGGCGGCAUGUCGCCUGUCGGCACCAGAACCUCACUGAGGUGCCAAACGCCAUCCCUGAGCUGACUCAGCGGCUGGACCUCCAAGGCAACGUGCUGAAGGUGAUCCCCCCAGCCGCCUUCCAGGAGCUGCCUUACCUGACACAUCUGGACCUGCGGCACUGCCAGGUGGAGCUGGUGGCCGAGGGCGCCUUCCGCGGCCUGGGCCGCCUGCUCCUCCUCAACCUGGCCUCCAACCGCCUGAGCUCGCUGCCCCAGGAAGCCCUGGACGGGCUGGGCUCACUGCAGCGGCUGGAGCUGCAGGGGAAUAUGCUGGAGGAGCUGCGGCCGGGCACGUUCGGGGCACUGGGUGCGCUGGCCACCCUGAACCUGGCCCACAACGCCCUCGUCUACCUGCCCGCCAUGGCCUUCCAGGGGCUGACGCGCGCCCGCUGGCUGCAGCUGUCCCACAACGCGCUCAGCGUGCUGGCCCCCGAGGCCCUGGCCGGCCUGCCCGCCCUGCGCCGGCUCAGCCUGCACCACAACGAGCUGCAGGCCCUGCCGGGGGCAGCCUUGGCCCAGGCCCGCGCCCUGGCCCGGCUCGAGCUGGGCCACAACCCCUUCACCUACGUGGGCGAGGAGGACGGGCUGGCGCUGCCGGGCCUCCGGGAGCUGACGCUGGACCACGGCGCCCUGCAGGCCCUGGAGCCCAGGGCCUUCGCCCGCUGCCCGCGCCUGCACACGCUGGACCUCCGUGGGAACCAGCUGGACACCCUGCCGCCCCUGCAGGGCCCCGGGCAGCUGCGCCGGCUGAGGCUGCAGGGGAACCCUCUGUGGUGCGGCUGCCAGGCCCGGCCGCUGCUCGAGUGGCUGGCGCGGGCGCGUGUGCGCGCGGACGGCGCGUGCAGGGGCCCCCGGCGCCUUCGAGGCGAGGCCCUGGACGCCCUGAGGCCCUCAGACCUGCGCUGCACCGGAGGCAGGGCGGAGGAGGAGGAGGAGGAGGAAGAGCUGCUGCUGGCGGCCGCGCGGCCCCGCGCCCCCGAGGGCGCCUCCAAGGGGGACGACGGGGCGGCCGAGCCCUGCCCGCGGGCCUGCGUGUGCGUCUCCGAGUCCCGGCACAGCGGCUGCGAGGGCCGCGGCCUGCAGGCCGUGCCCCGCGGCUUCCCCGGCGACACCCAGCUCCUGGACCUGAGGCGGAACCGCUUCCCCGUGCUGCCCCGGGCGGCCUUCCCGGGCCUGGGCCGCCUGGUGUCGCUGCACCUGCAGCACUGCGGCAUCACGGAGCUGGAGGCGGGCGCCCUGGCGGGGCUGGGCAGCCUGAUCUACCUCUACCUCUCUGACAACCGGCUCUCGGGCCUCAGCGCUGCUGCCUUCGAGGGGGCCCCCCGCCUCGGCUACCUGUACCUGGAGCGCAACCGCUUCGGGCGAGUGCCGGGGGCCGCCCUGCGCGCCGUGCCCGGCCUCGUUUCCCUGCACCUGCAGAGCAACGCCGUGGACCGCCUGGAACCCGGGGACCUGGCAGGCACGCAGGCCUUGCGCUGGCUCUACCUGAGCAGCAACCGCAUCGCCCAAGUGGCCCCCGGGGCAGUGGGCCCGGCUGGAGAGCUGGAGAAGCUGCACCUUGACAGGAACCAACUGCGAGAGGUGCCCACUGGGGCCUUGGAGGGGCUGCCUGCCCUCCUGGAGCUGCAGCUCUCGGGGAACCCUCUCGAAGCUCUGCCGGAUGGGGCUUUCCGGUCUGUGGGCCAGUCACUGCGGCACCUCUUCCUGAACAGCAGUGGCCUGGAGCAGAUUUCUCCCAGGGCCUUCUCGGGCCUGGGACCCCGGCUCCAGAGCCUGUACCUACAGAAGAACCAGCUGCGGGCCGUGCCUGCCCUGCCCCAUCUCAGCCAGCUGGAGCUCAUUGACCUCAGCGGCAACCCCUUCCACUGCGACUGCCAGCUGCUCCCGCUGCACAGGUGGCUCACUGGGCUGAACCUGCGUGUGGGGGCCACGUGUGCCAGCCCUCCCAGUGCCCAUGGCCAGAGGGUGAAGGCUGCGACGACUGUUUUUGAAACCUGCCCAGGCUGGGCUGCCGGGAAGGCCAAGCGGACGCUGGCCGCCAGGCCCAGUGCCAGGAGCAGCCCCGGGAAGGGGAGACGGUGGAGAGCAGACAAGGUGGGGAAGGAGAAGGGCCGCCUCUGAGCACUGGCGCAGGCCGGCCCUGCCUUGAUCCCGCCCGGGAGGCUCUUACUCUCUUCAG